Molecule: messenger RNA, 450 nt
Organism: Zea mays
Lineage: Eukaryota; Viridiplantae; Streptophyta; Magnoliopsida; Poales; Poaceae
Source: the annotation of a RefSeq genome assembly
AUGAUCAUUUGUGAGGAGUAUGUUUUCAACUCUAUGUAUGUCAAUUCGAGAGUAGAGCGAUCUAUGUCAACCAAGAGCAGAACUCUCUCUAUUUCCGGCACAGGCUUUCUUUCAAUCAAGAAGAAGAUUAUUUCAGAUUUUAUCACUAUCCGGACUGCUAUCUACUAUCUACCUAUCUAUCUACCCGGGCUCGUUGUGAGGCGGGACCCAACCCUCCUCUUCACUCCACUGCUUCAACAGAAAUGGAUCCAUCAUCUGCUACCCAUGAGUAAUAACGUUACGAAUCUACCACUGAUCCCGAGGGCAAGUAUGAAAAAGAGAGUCAAGCAAGGUUGGAUUCGUAUGUUCCAUUUGAGUAAGCCUCUGAUGCCCUGCGCACAUAGCUUCUUGCAUGCCCGAUGGCAGAUCUCCCAACCUGGAGUAUAUUCCCGGCCCCGUAGCUUAGCUUAA